GUGGUGCUUUGGUUUUGGAAGUAGUUAGUUGUUUUUCAUGUUGGGGUUGCAAAAAAUAAUGAGACUCUGGAGUGCAUGUUAUGAGCAGUUGGUGGAGGUAUUAGUGAGCUGCUUGGUUCUUGUGCUAUAUGGGUUUGACAUUUUAAGUUCAGAUGUUGGUGAAGAUCUCUCAGGGGCUAUUGCUGAAAAUGUUAAGGUGAAAGAGGAAAUGCCAAAAGGAGAAAGAGAAACCCAAAGCCACCAUGAACUCUCUCCUCCUAUUGUGUUGGUUCAUGGCUACUUUGGAUUUGGCUCCUUUGCCAAAGGGAGAUUGGGUGCUUUGUGUGACAUUGCUGAGGCAGUGAACAAAGGAAAAAGGGUUCUGGCUCCUGAUUUGGGCUCUUUAACCAGUAUCUAUGAUAGAGCUCGCGAACUGUUCUAUUAUUUAAAAGGUGGUCAAGUGGAUUACGGUGAAGAGCACAGCAAGGCUUGUGGACACAUUCAGUUUGGAAGAAUCUAUGAACGAGGAUACUACCCUGAGUGGGACGAGGAUCACCCAGUUCACUUUGUUGGACACUUAGUUGGAGCACAGGUUGUUCGUGUCUUGCAACAAAUGCUUGCUGAUAAGGCAUUCAAAGGGUAUGAAAACACUUCAGAGAACUGGGUUUUAUGCUUAACUUCUGUAUCAGGAGCACUCAAUGGGACUACAAGAGCCUACAUAGAUGGCAUGCGGCCAGAGGAUGGGGGAAGAAUGAAACCUUUUUGCCUGUUACAACUUUGCCGCAUUGGCGUGAUAAUUUACUAUUGGUUUGACAUUUCCCGGCUGAAGAAGUACUACAAUUUUGGUUUGGAUCACUUUAACAUGUCAUGGAAAAAGAUGGGCUUAUGGGGUAUUGUCCAAUGCCUCCUGGGCAAUUCAGGCCCAUUUGCUUCAGGGGAUUGGAUCCUCCCAGAUCUUACAAUUCAAGGUUCAAUAAGACUCAACAACCAUCUACACACAUUUCCAAACACAUACUACUUCAGCUAUGCUACCAAGCGUAGUUGGAAGUUUAUGGGUGUCACAGUUCAUUCAUGGAUUCUUGGAAUUCCCCCAUUGCUUUUCUUCAGAGUUUGGCAAAUGGGCCGGUGGCUCCAUCCUCCACAUGUUUCUCCCCCCUAUAAAGCCUACCGGAAUGAAGAUUGGCAAGAAAAUGAUGGAACACUAAACACAAUAUCCAUGACUCAUCCUCGCUUCCCAAUUGAACACCCUAGCUGCUUGGUUGAGAAGGAUUCAGAAUGCCAACCCUUACAACCAGGCAUCUGGUAUUACAAGUUUAUAGAGGGUGAUCACAUUGCAUUGACUAGAGCAGGAGUGGCUUUUGAUUUAAUAUAUGAGAGACACUGAUUUUGCAGAAACCUCGGUCCUCACAAGUUACAACCACUAUGUGUAUACUACAGUAUUAUUAAAUAAUGAACGAAAUACCAUAUAAUAUAAGUUUCUUAAACUUUAAGAUUAUUAAAUAUGAACCAAUAAACUCUAUCUGUUGUUUAUUUUAGCAUUUCUCUGUCUUUGUCUUUUUCUGCGUUAGCUGAAGAAUAAUUUAUUUUUUUGAUCAACAGCUUACAAUUUUUGGACCAAUUAUUCGGCCCUAACUACUGAGAGAAGCAGCUAUUCUGAUGGCCCAAACUGCAUUCUUACAAUGCCAUUCUUCAUAU
Cajanus cajan (pigeon pea) is the source of this 1674-nucleotide messenger RNA. RefSeq lists its product as uncharacterized. Lineage: Eukaryota; Viridiplantae; Streptophyta; Magnoliopsida; Fabales; Fabaceae. The record is from RefSeq and is a predicted model, not a curated record.